Molecule: messenger RNA, 1044 nt
Organism: Zophobas morio
Lineage: Eukaryota; Metazoa; Arthropoda; Insecta; Coleoptera; Tenebrionidae
Product: brachyurin-like
Exons: 3
Coding region: 74-904 (276 amino acids)
Biological process (GO): proteolysis
Molecular function (GO): serine-type endopeptidase activity
Source: RefSeq, a predicted model, not a curated record
GUCGAGAUAAAAACAUUCCACUGACCGAAUAUAAAUAUCAGAACUCUUUUUCUACACUCCCAGUUCCGGCACCAUGAAAGUCGUCGUCAUUGUUCUAGCUCUGGCAGCCGCAGUUUCGGCGGGCAUUCAACACAUUAAGGUUGUCGAUCCUUUCGUCGAGAAUUUAAAAUGGGAACCCAACCCCCGAAUUGUCAACGGUCAAGAAGCUAUCCCUCAUUCUCUCCCCUACAUGGUUUACAUUCUAUUUAUGGCUUCCGGUUCUGCGUGGAUGUGUGGUGGUGCUCUUCUUUCUGAAAAUUAUGUCCUAACAGCAGCUCAUUGCGCAAACGGAGCCGAAACCACGUACGUGACUCUCGGUGCCCACAACACCUCAGCUAGAGAAGACACCCAAAUCAGACUAACCGUUCCCGCUGCAAAUCUUAAACUUCACGAAGAAUACGUUUCAAGCGAUAUAGCGAAUGACAUAGCAGUCAUCAAACUUCCGUCUCCUGUUAGUUUUACCGAGGCCAUUCAAACUGUUCGUUUGCCGUCGAAAGCUGAUGUCGUAGACGACUUUGUAGGUGCUGUGGCCACUGCCAGUGGUUGGGGUUUGACAGAUGGUACGUCAACUACUGCUUCCCAAGUACUUAAUUACGUAAAUAUGGACGUUAUUUCAACCGCGGAAUGUCGGCUGUACCUUGGACCAACAGUACCCGAUAAAAGUGUAUGUACUUCGGGAUUGGACCAAACUAGUGUUUGUCUGGGAGAUUCGGGCAGUCCUCUUGUUACGGAAGGUGUGGUCAUUGGAGUGUCUGCGUUCGUGGCAAAAGGUUGUCUUUUGGGGUAUCCGUCUGGAUGGACGAGGGUUACGGAUUAUUUGGACUGGAUAGCGGCAAAUACAGAUGUUAAAAUUGCCUGUUUGUGAAAAGGCUUUGCCUAAAUAAAGAUUGUCGUUCAUCGACCUACCUUAAAUAUAACUUGUGAUUUCUACUAGUACUAUCAAUAAGCUUUGACUUUGUAUAUAAAUGAGGACACAAAAUAAUAAUAAAUUAAUGUUAAUUUUAA